CUCGGUGGUGUUUCUCUGUUGCACAUAUUUGGAAAGUGCUGCACCUGGAAUACUCUUCAAAGCUCUCAGUACUGCAGUCUGCUGUGAUGGCCAAGCUGCAGGCCUUUGAGUUCUGGAGGAAGACCCUGAAGGAAGCCCGAUAUGUGGUGGCCCCCAUGGUGGACCAGAGCGAGCUGGCGUGGCGGCUGCUGAGUCGCAGGCACGGCGCUCAUCUCUGCUACACCCCCAUGCUGCACGCUCAGGUGUUUGUUAGGGACGCUAACUACAGGAGAGAUAACCUCUACAAUGAAGUGUGUGAGGAGGACAGACCGCUUAUCACACAGUUUUGUGCCAAUGAUCCAGAGGUGUUCAUUCAGGCGGCUCUGAUGGCGCAGGACUACUGCGACGCCAUCGACCUGAACCUGGGCUGCCCACAGAUGAUCGCAAAGAGAGGGCAGUAUGGAGCUUUCCUACAAGACAAGUGGGAGCUGCUAGAGAAGAUGGUCAGGUUAGCCAAUGAAAAGCUCUCGGUGCCCAUUACCUGCAAGAUCCGUGUGUUCGAGGAGAUGGAGAAGACGGUCCGCUACGCCCAGAUGCUGGAAAGAGCUGGCUGUCAGCUGCUGACAGUGCACGGCAGAACCAAAGACCAGAAAGGAGCCAUGACGGGGAUCGCUAACUGGGAGCACAUCAGGGCAGUACGGAAGGCGGUAAAUAUUCCAGUGUUUGCAAAUGGGAACAUUCAGCACCUGAGUGACGUGGAGUGCUGCAUUCAGGAGACGGGAGUGCAGGGAGUCAUGAGCGCAGAGGGGAACCUCCACAACCCGGCGCUGUUUGAGGGUCGCAGCCCCCCGGUGUGGGAGAUAGCGGAGGAGUAUCUGGAGCUGGUGAAGCUGCACCCCCCCUGCACUCUGUCCUACGUACGAGCCCACCUCUUCAAGCUCUGGCACCACACGCUACAGAUCCACCAGGACCUUAGAGAGGACAUGGCCAAAAUGAAGACCGUGGAGGGUUUGGCCGAUGUCAGCAAACAGCUGAAGCUGCGUUGCCAGGAGGAGAUAGCCAAUGGAAAUGGAGGUGAGGAGAAGAAGAGCAGCCUGCCCUUCCCUCACUGGAUCUGCCAGCCUUACAUCAGACCUGUCCCUAGUCCCGAGGAGCCGGUUCCUUACGGUAACAAACGGGGUCCAGAAGUGAUGAAGGCGAUGUGUCAGAAGAGGGCGCUGGAGGACUCUGACGGAACAGCUGACCAGCUCUCCAAAAACAAGCAGAAGAAGAAAUCCCGAAACCCCAACAAGAACUUCUGUGUCGAGCAGAAACCCAAGUAUGUCAAGUGUGAGCAGUGUGGGAACCCAAAGGGGAACAAAUGUGUGUUCAACCUGUGUCGAGCCUGCUGCAAGAAGAAAGCCUACAAGGAGGUGGCAGACUGUCCAAGCCACGGGCUGAGGUUUAAGACCAAAGCAGAGAAACAGAAAGCUGAGGAGAACGGGAAGGUGAACGGCGAGGAGAAGAAAGAGGAGACGAAAGAGGAGACGAGGGAGGAGACAAAGGAAGAAAAGAAGAAUGGCAGCCCCACAGAAAGAGAGAUCAGCUCCUCUCCUCAGCCUCCCACAAAGCUUCAGGUUCAGCCACUUUGAACAAGACUCUAUAUCUUUACAUCUCUACGUGCACACUGAGCGGUCACAUGUCUGCCCCCCUGCUGAGACUAAACCAGAUUAGGUCAUACAUUUCUAUGUCUAAAAGGUUGACCAACAUUUGGUCUCAUCAGAGUCCAAAUGUUCUCCACAGUAAAGCUCUCCUGUGAUGUGCUGGGAGAUGGUCAGUGUGUGCACGUAGAGACCACCUCAACAGGAAGAGAGCGACCAGCCACCAAAUGAUUGAUGUGAUGCGGAUUUCUAGAACGAACAUUAACUUGGGAUAUUCUUUCUUUUGUUCUAUUUUCUUUGCUGUGACAGGUUUUGGAGUUCCUCUCCUGAUUCUAACACGUUUUUCAAUUUUUAAGACAAAUAUUUUAAGAACACAAUGUCUGACUCAUUUAAGCCAAAGUUAAAGGACUUGUAUUUCUUCAUUUGACUCAUGAAUGAACAUAAAGGAUUUCCUGUUGAGCAUUGACUUCUGUGCCUUUGGAUGAGAUGCUCCUCUAUCAUAGAAGUCACAGUCACUGUUUAGCGGAGUAGUCUGUUUGCCAGCUCAUAAAGUCCUAUAGUGAGUACCCCAACAUUUGAUGUUAGAAAUGUAAAGUAUGGGUCCCCAGCACAUAGAAACUGCCCGGUGCUAACUUGCAUAUGUUGGGCAAUCGCACAAUUAGCACAAGUUGUGUUAAUUACAGGGUGUCCGCGGGGUCUUAAAUUAAGAAAUAUUAAAAGUUGAUAAUACAAUUUAGCAAAAA
This is a messenger RNA of Gymnodraco acuticeps, 2362 nucleotides long. RefSeq names its product dihydrouridine synthase 1-like (S. cerevisiae) (gene dus1l). The transcript has 14 exons. Lineage: Eukaryota; Metazoa; Chordata; Actinopteri; Perciformes; Bathydraconidae. The record is from RefSeq and is a predicted model, not a curated record. Gene Ontology annotation, molecular function: tRNA dihydrouridine synthase activity; flavin adenine dinucleotide binding. Bases 87 to 1610 code for a protein of 507 amino acids. Gene Ontology annotation, biological process: tRNA processing.